AUGAACACUUCACCCCGUGCUCUUCUCACUUCGUUCUUCAUGCUCCUUGCGCUUCUCUCCUGCGCAUUAUCUGCUCCUGUUUCUCCCGUGAUGCGUGAUGUCUGGGUACCCAAAAUCAUCUCCCCUACAUCAGACUCUAUAUGGACCGUCGGAGGGACGUUCCUCGUCACCUGGGAUACAUCCUCAGAGCCCUCCCAGGUAACCAACCCUACUGGCCAGAUCUAUCUUCGCCAGGGCGAUGCAACUCAAUCCAAUCCCAUCAAGUCUGGGUUUGCCCUUUCUGAUGGUCAAGUUAGUGUCACGGUCCCUGAGGACACCACUCCUGGAAUGUGGAUGGUCGUGUUAUUUGGCGACUCUGGAAACUGGAGUGAUGAGUUCCCCAUCGACGUAGCCACAUCCUAA
Messenger RNA from Suillus paluster, 402 nucleotides. RefSeq lists its product as uncharacterized. Lineage: Eukaryota; Fungi; Basidiomycota; Agaricomycetes; Boletales; Suillaceae. The coding region runs from base 1 to 402 and encodes 133 amino acids. The record is from RefSeq and is a predicted model, not a curated record. The transcript is spliced from 2 exons.